Messenger RNA from Jaculus jaculus (lesser Egyptian jerboa), 1571 nucleotides. It is a transcript of the gene Rassf7, whose product is annotated as Ras association domain family member 7. NCBI's taxonomy places the organism in Eukaryota, Metazoa, Chordata, Mammalia, Rodentia, Dipodidae. The transcript is spliced from 6 exons. The record is from RefSeq and is a predicted model, not a curated record. The coding region runs from base 147 to 1226 and encodes 359 amino acids. Gene Ontology annotation, biological process: signal transduction.
CUGGAGGUUGAGAUCUGUCUAGCAACUCUCAGCCUAAGACAGUUCCCUCCGGGGGGGGGGGCGUUCCCAUGGCAGCGGACGCCGUGGAGUUUGCAUAGGGAGCGGUCGGGUGCCAGGGGACCGCCGCCCGCGUGAAGGGGACAGGGAUGGUCCUGGAGCUGGCGGCCAUGGAGCUGAAGGUGUGGGUGGAUGGCGUCCAGCGGGUGGUCUGUGGGGUCUCAGAGCAGACCACCUGCCAAGAAGUGGUCAUUGCACUAGCCCAAGCAAUAGGCCAGACAGGCCGCUUCGUGCUUGUGCAGCGUCUUAGGGAAAAGGAACGGCAGCUGCUACCACAGGACUGUCCAGUGAGCGCCCAAGCUACCUGCGGACAAUUUGCCAGUGAUGUCCAGUUUGUCCUCAGGAGGACAGGGCCCAGCCUGUCUGGGAGGCCUUCCUCAGACAGUUGUCCACCCCCUGAACGAUGCCCAGUGCGUGCCAGUCUUCCUCCAAAGCCACGGGCAACUCCAGGCCGUGAGCCGCGCAAGGCACUGACCUUCAGCCUGGGAUGUCCCAGGAUGCCCCCCAGCCCCUCGAAUCCUGAGCCUGAAGCCCUGGUAGCACCCACACCAGGCUGCUUUGCAGACCUGCAGAGCCUGGAGCUCAGGAUACAAAGGAACGCUGAGGAGUUGGGCCAUGAGGCCUUCUGGGAACAGGAGCUUCGGCGGGAACAAGCCCGGGAGCAUGAGGCACAGGCACGCCUGCAGGCAUUGAGUGCAGCCACAGCUGAGCAUGCUGCGCAGCUGGAGGCCCUGGAUGCCCAGGCCUCUGCCCUGGAGGCUGAGCUGCGGAUGGCAGCGGAGACCCCUGGGCUUCCCUCUGCUACAGCAUCAGCAACAGAGCGCCUGCGUCAGGACCUGGCCAUCCAGGAGCGGCAUCGUAUUGAGAUGCAGGGCAGCCUGGCCCUGGUGAGCCGGGCUCUGGAAGCUGCUGAGCACGCCCUGCAGGCCCAGGCUCAGGAGCUCGAGGAACUGAACCGGGAGCUCCGGCAGUGCAACUUGCAGCAAUUCAUCCAACAGACAGGGGCUGCAUUGCCUCCACCCCCACGGCUGGACAGAGUUCCCAGUGGCACACAGGACCUUUUGCCUCCAACCAGAGAAGAGCCCCUCAAGGGAGCACCCCAAAACCAUGUCCUAGUACCAAGCCUGAGCCCUGAGGUUGUGCCUGUGAGACAGAGCUCCUGGAGGUAGCAGCUCCUGCCCAACUGGGGCUGAGGAUAGAUGAACCAGGACAACUAGGAUGAGCCAUCUGGACAAAGGGAGAGUCUGGCCACAGAGGGUUCCUUUCCCAUGUAGAGGCAAGCUGUGGUGCCUCAAGGUUUCUCUUGGGGGAGGGGGAGCAGGAGUGCUGAGGGCAUGUUGCCCUAGUCUUUUGUCAAGCUGCUCAAAGGCCACUACUUCUUGUCAAGAAGGAAAGACGUGUGGACAGUGCAUUCAGCCUAUGGGUGUGAGCCUGGCUGUGGGCAAUGUCCUGCACUAUAUGUUACCUUCCCUGCCCUGACCCCUAAACCUCAAUAAAAGACCUUUCGAAGGUGA